AUGUUGGCCAAGGCCAAGAUCAAGAAAUAUCUUGGUGAAGGUCUUCGAAUGGUGAGAGAUGUGUUCCGUUUUGCAAAAGAAAAUUUUCCAGCAAUCAUCUUUAUUGACGAAAUUGAUGCAAUCGCAACUAAACGAUUUGAUGCCCAGACCGGUGCUGAUAGUGAAGUCCAGAGAGUUUUAUUGAAAUUACUUAACCAAAAGGAUGGUUUUGAUCAGACAACAAAUGUUAAGGUAAUCGAAUUUCCUUUACCAGGUAGAAGACAAAAACGUUUGAUUUUCAUCACAUCUAAAAUGAAUUUGUCAAAGGAGGUCGACUUAGAGGACUAUGUAGCUAGACCAGACAGAAUAUCAGGAACAGAUAUAAACGCCAUCUGCCAAGAAGCAGGUCUAGAAAACGUGUAA
Molecule: messenger RNA, 402 nt
Organism: Diabrotica balteata
Lineage: Eukaryota; Metazoa; Arthropoda; Insecta; Coleoptera; Chrysomelidae
Source: the annotation of a GenBank genome assembly